Cylicocyclus nassatus is the source of this 348-nucleotide messenger RNA. NCBI's taxonomy places the organism in Eukaryota, Metazoa, Nematoda, Chromadorea, Rhabditida, Strongylidae. The record is from the annotation of a GenBank genome assembly.
AUGGUCACUAGAUUUUCAACGAGGGAUAUGUACGAUGUGGUGCUGGAAGUUGGUGGCACUCGAUUCCGAACCUCUAUGAAAACUGUCAAGAGAAUAAUCGAUGGCAAGAAAUUUUGGGAAAAAAUUGCUAAGGAGUUCGAUCUUUACGGCACAAUUUACAUUGAUCGUGAUCCAAAGGUAUUUGGCUACAUACUGAAUUAUCUGCGUGACGGAAGCGUAAUCGUUCCUCGUGAUGGAUGUACUCUUGCACAGAUAAAACAAGAAGCUCAGUUCUAUGGCAUUACCAACCUUGUGGAGAAAGUCGAUGCGAUUCUGAAAGAUUUUAAUUCGGACUAUCUCCAGAUCUAG